AUAAAUUGGAUUAAUCCAACCCUCCUCUGUUUCAUUCCCAUUUUCUUACUCGAACGUUCUUAAUAUCAGAAAAAUCUUCCGUCAUGCCGAAUAUUAAAAUUAUUUCAAUGUUAGUAUUUAUUGCCUGUGUGGCUCAAGGAGCAGCAACAGACCUCACCUUGCUGCCAAAUUUUACUGGAUCCGACGUGGUUUUAGCUGUGACCAGGAAAAUUUACAAGUCUGCAGUGUUUGAAGAUGACUUUUUUCUUGGUCACAGGGUGGCCCUGGUCGCGUCUCAAUUUGGGACCGUUCCCACGCUACCACCUUCCACGUUUAGAGGAAUUUGGCAGCUGUCACGUGAGCAGUUUAACGAAACCAAGACGAAUCCUGGGCUGACCCUGUUGAGGGAUCGCGUCCGAGAACACUGGCCCCAAGAAAUUGGGGAAUGGGAUCUCGUCACGUGGGAACACCUCGAUAUUUCUCUCCACAGUGGUGUAGCCUUCCAGCUCUUUAUCAACACUUUAAGGGAAUUUCCUGUAGAGACCCCAUUCUUUGCUUCUCUGUUGGUAGACCAAGCACAGUUUUAUCAGGAGCAUGUCAAUCCCUUUGUAAACGCGACAGAUUUCGUGGAAACCGUAUCAACAUACGAAUCUUCAAAACUAUUCAAGUGUAGCUCGCCUGCGGACUUGGUUUUCGUUCAAGACGCCUCGUGUUCUGUUUAUCCUUCCAAUUUUACUGACGCCAUCACAUACUUUUCCGACGUAUUAGGGUUAUUCAACUUUGACCAGUUGCGAGUUGGCCACGUCGUGUAUAGCAAUGACGUUGUCGUCAAUUUUGAGCUGGACAACGAGUUUUCGACAGAGGAGGAGCUGAGGGAAGCAUUAUUGAAUGCCACAAGACCGGCACAUCAGUAUACGUUUACUGGAGCUGGCAUAUCUUCCGCUUUUCAAAUGUUUUCGUCCGCCUCGCAACGGGAAGGAGGCGUUCCUCAAAUUCUGCUUUCCUACACGGAUGGAUCCACAAUUGACCUCCUGGAUGAAGUUACCAACAAGACCUUAGCAGCUGGAGUGGAAACCAUUACUGUCGCAACUGCAUUUGGCUGGACGGAUUCACAGCUUUUAGCAGUCGCACAUAACAAACCUGGUCGAGUACUAAAAAAUGGGUACACAUACUCCCUCUCGACCGAAUUCCUCUACCGUUCCAACCUAGAAUUUUGCUCCAUACCGACAAGUCCACCAUUAGGCUAUAGUCUGACCAGUGUGGUGCUAAACGAUGAACGACGCUACUUUCACUACAAGGUCAAUAAUAAUAGCGAGACGAUGCUGAACAUAAGAAUUGGGCUGGUCCGAGGGAGCAUUCGGGGAUUGUACUCUUGGGGGAAAAACGAAACUCCGGAUUGGGUGGUGCACGAUGGAGAAAUCAUUGUAGAAGUUGGCAAACAAACCAGUGUGACGCUUAAUCUUGAGCAUGACCAUAAUUAUCAGGAAGAAAAUCAUCUGUUUGUGGGGGUUAUGGGAUUUUCAACAAUCAGCGAAUUCAAUAUUGUUGUAAAUACAUUGAAAAAUAAAUAGCUAAUGAAAAAUGCAUAAGAAGGAAUCCUAACAAAAUACGAUUUUGUAAUAUAUAAUAAACGUUUCGUUUUUUUGC
Messenger RNA from Folsomia candida, 1626 nucleotides. RefSeq lists its product as uncharacterized. Bases 84 to 1550 code for a protein of 488 amino acids. The record is from RefSeq and is a predicted model, not a curated record. The transcript is spliced from 4 exons. NCBI's taxonomy places the organism in Eukaryota, Metazoa, Arthropoda, Collembola, Entomobryomorpha, Isotomidae.